AUGUCAAACCCUACCACCCAAAAGAACGAUGCUACAGAGCAACCCCAGCCACCGCAGAAACCCCAAGUCUUGGAGGAAGACGACGAGUUCGAGGAUUUCCCAGUUGAAGAUUGGCCACAGGAAGAGGCUGAGCAGACCGCUAGCUCGACAGCAAAUGGCGGUAGCGAGCACCUGUGGGAAGAGAGCUGGGAUGACGAUGACGCCGCAGAGGACUUCUCAAAGCAGCUCCAGGAAGAAUUGAAGAAAGUGGAAGCAUCGGCAUAA
Messenger RNA from Penicillium bovifimosum, 264 nucleotides. Its product is annotated as proteasome regulatory particle lid subunit SEM1. Bases 1 to 264 code for a protein of 87 amino acids. The record is from RefSeq and is a predicted model, not a curated record. Gene Ontology annotation, cellular component: proteasome complex; proteasome regulatory particle, lid subcomplex. The transcript has 3 exons. Gene Ontology annotation, biological process: double-strand break repair via homologous recombination; mRNA export from nucleus; proteasome assembly. NCBI's taxonomy places the organism in Eukaryota, Fungi, Ascomycota, Eurotiomycetes, Eurotiales, Aspergillaceae.